Sceloporus undulatus (fence lizard) is the source of this 1493-nucleotide messenger RNA. RefSeq names its product V-set and immunoglobulin domain containing 2 (gene VSIG2). The transcript is spliced from 7 exons. The record is from RefSeq and is a predicted model, not a curated record. Bases 232 to 1242 code for a protein of 336 amino acids. NCBI's taxonomy places the organism in Eukaryota, Metazoa, Chordata, Lepidosauria, Squamata, Phrynosomatidae.
AUGACCCUUGUGGUCUGUUCCAAACCUUAAGAUUUGUUGUUCUUAGUACCAGGAAGAAGGCAUGCAUGCCAUGGUUUCCUAUCAGUGGAAGCCAUUUGCUGCAGCAUGAUUCAGAACUGCACCUCAACUGUUUGCAUGAGCUCACAUACAAGAUAAAGAACAGCCUUGCCCAGUUUCAGUCGAGUUUCGGCUCUCACAGCGAAAGUAGUGGCCUGGCCCCUCUUGCGACAAAUGGCCCUAAAUGUGGUCCUUCUGAAUCCGUUGCUCUUCUGUUUGGAGAUCUUCAUCAUCUUCAUUGGAAAUGGAGCAUGUGUGGAGGUGACGGUACCUAAUGAUCCAGUGAUGCAGCAGAUUGGUUCUGCCAUGGAAGUGCCAUGUCAUUACAAAACAUCAGUUGACAAAAACUUCAUGCUGGAAUGGAGGUUUGCCCCAGGCUCAACAUCUCCUGACCUUGGGAAACAGAUUCUCUACUUCACCAAUAAUGUAUUGUACAAACCAGGCUCCCAGUCUGAACGGCUGAGCCUGCUUCAUGAUCCUCCCACCUUGGGUGAUGCAUCCAUUCGACUGGAAAAUGUACGUGCAUCAGAUGCCGGCACCUAUAUCUGCGAGGUGAACAAUCCUCCAGACUUUUAUGGAACUAGCUCUGGGCUUAUCCAUUUCAUAGUUUUGAUCCCUCCCUCCACUCCAGUUUGUAAAGGGACCACCUCUGUUGCCGUGGGUUCAGAUGCCAGCCUGACAUGCAGCUCUUCAGAAGGUGUCCCUGCCCCAGUUUAUUCCUGGACUCACCUGGAUUCCAAGAUCACUCUGCCGCUCUCCAACAUGGUCCAAAAUGAGCAGACAGGAUCUCUGCUAUUGACAAAUGUCUCACUUGAGUUCUCUGGUACAUAUCAAUGUGUAGCCUCCAAUGAAUAUGGACACCAGAGCUGCGAGUUAUCCCUCCAUGUGACAGGCAUUGCAGGAGCUGGAGCAAUUGCAGGAGCUGUUAUAGGAGUGCUCUUAGCUCUCCUACUGUUUGGUGCCAUAGUGAUCUAUGCCAUACACCACAGAAAGCAGAAGAUGAAUAAGAAGCCCCAGUCUGAAUACAGCAUGAAUGAAAUAAGGGAGGAUGCCACAGCUCCAGGAAUCUCCGAAUCCUCCUUGCAGAGACGAGACAGCAAGUCAGAAAGACUUCUGGAAAGUGUUCCCUCUAGGCCUGGCUCCGCCAGCACUACCAAAUCCCAACUCAACCAUUUUCUUGUCUGAUCUUACUUUGUGUGACUGGAGUUUAAAACAAAAUCAGAGGUCUGUUUUAUUGCACAGAGAUUGUGUUUCAUCUGAAGGCACCCUUCAGCUGUUGUUCUCCAACUGCUUAUUCCCUGAUUCACCUCACUUUAUGUCUGGAUUCUGACCGGUUUGUGUGCAGCGUUGUCUAUAAAGCAAUUGUGAAAUUGUCCCAAAUGCCCUGGAUGACCCUGCAUUGUGACCAGUUUAACCCCUCCAAUUUUCGCUGUGUG